UUAAACCAUACGGAGUAUUAUUUCUCCACCGCCCAUCUUCUCCGCUUCAACGUUUCAGACCUCCAUAUUCAGUGUGCUUCGAUCGUUGUUUCCUAAAUCGCUAGUAGAGAAGAUUUCAGACACUUGCGGACGUCCAUAAGAUUUGUAGUCUUGAUCAGUUGUCAUGAGUAGUAUUCCAGACUUCAAUUUUUGUGUGAAUGAAGACACUCCUAUUGUUAAUGAAGAGUACAGGGGUUCAAAAAAUCAGCUUCUGGAAGAAGGAAAUAUUGAAAUAGAACCUGAAAUUGGGAUGGAGUUUGAUAGUGCAGAAAAUGCUUACAAUUUUUACAACUCAUAUGCAAGGAGGAUUGGUUUUAGUGUGCGUAUUUUCCGAACUAACAAAAGUAGAGUUGAUAGUAAACUAAUUCAACGUCAAGUUUUAGUGUGUUCAUGUGAGGGAUUUUACAAAAAAAUGAAGACACCACAGAAGAAACGAGAUGAGACACGUUGUGAUUGCAAAGCAUCCUUUGCAUUUAAACGUCUUCCAAAUGAGAAGUAUCAAGUGAUUGGUUUUGAAUCAGUACAUUCUCACGACCUUGCACCCUUUGAACAUGCUGGUUACUUGAGAUCUCAACGGAAAAUUGAAUUUACGCAAGCUGAAAUGAUGACCACAAUGCAUGCAUCCGGCUUGAAGCAAGGACAGAUUUUCUCAUAUAUGUGUGCAGAAGCAGGUGGAACUCGGAACCUUAAUUUUACAAGAUCAGAUUGCAAUAACUUCCUCCAAAGAAAGCGAUCUGAGUUUUUCAAGAAAGGUGAUGCAGAAUGUCUUCUAGAAUACUUCAAGCAGAAGAAAAAUGAGAACAAACAUUUCUUCUAUUCAUUUAGGUCACAUGAAGAUGGUGAAAUAUGUGGAGUAUAUUUUGUUGGGUGUGUUUCGGAAAAUAAAGAAAAAUAAUUAAAAUAAAUUAAUUAAAUAAAAUGACUAGAGGAAAACAAGAAAGGAGAUGAAGCAGAAUUAGCCAAAGCUCGUGCUACGCACGAUUUCCUUAAAACGUAUUUGUUGCCUCCCACGGUGCUAGGAGCGUUGCAACAAUCGUUUCCCAGGAUACGAUGACUACGAACUAAUGUUUGAGCACACAAACAAGAGUUCCAGCGAACGAGAACCAAGUAUGAACACAGAAGGAUUUUGAGAGUAGCUGGAAGAGUUUUUAGCUCAAGAAAACGUGAGGAAAGUGAUGUGCGUUGUCAAACCGUGUGUUUGUUGCAAAGCACCUGCCAGCUAUUUGUAGGAGGAUUUGUUGUGAGUUAAAUGGGGUGUUAAUGGACCUGAACGUUGGACAUCAAUGACCAGUCCGUUGGGCAUUGAAUCGUCCAUAAACUGUCCAUUUAACGCUGCAUUAAAAGAGAAGAACGUUGGGCAUUAAUAGUUGUAACGGAAGAAAUGCGUGACAGAAGACCCCUUGGAGGGGUUCUGUCCGAAGCCUGCUCUUCUGGGGAAAAAACAAAAAUUAACCGUAUCUCUUGAGAAAUAGAUUUUUGGACGGCAUUCGUGUCCGCAGGUCGCCCGCGCACACGAGUCGCGGUUUUUCUUCUCCGUUUCGGGAUUUGAUCGGCACCCCCCCUGCGCGUAAGAGAGAGCCUUUCCCUUUAGGAAUCUUAACUCCUUAAAAGAGGCUUCCCUUUAAAAGGGGGUGAAAAUCCCUUGAGUUUUUCGGUGUGGGAUAAAACACACUAGAAACUCAUCAUUUUCCCAGUUUUUCCAUUACAACGAGCGAACUUCGAGAAUCAAUUUCUCAUUCACCCGUUAUCCGUUUUGAGCGUACCAUAUAUCGAAUUGUAGCCCUUAACAAGGAAAAUCCGAAACCACUUUGACCCGACCCAAAUCGGAAGUGGACCCCACUCAAAUAAUUGCCCCAAAAUGACCAUUUAAUGCAAUUUUUAACACAUUUUUCCAACAAUCCCCCACAUGAAUGAAAAUUGAUUUUCGAGACUUAAAAAGACACGAAGAUAGGAGGACACGUUGUGUUCACCGGAUGAUCCUUGCAUACGGAGAGGUAGGUUUUAUCCUUUGAACCUUCCGUUGUAAAGACACGUUUAUUUACUGGCUGUCUAGUAGACUCGAUGUCCUUGAACUAUACUGCCGUCGUGUAAACAUUGACUUAUCUUUACAUAAGAACCUUCCAACUUUGUUCCGUUCUCAUGGGUGUGCCCGUUUUGGCCAUGGGUCACCGUCCUGGUUCUGCAAGAGUUUCUAAAGAACUGAGUCUUCACAGUUCUCCUUCGAAGCGGCCCUCUUCUCUCUCACAUAGGUGAUUCUUUCACGAGUAUCCCGCAUACUCUUCCAAUGUUAUCGAGUAGAUCAACAUUUUAGAAUCAUUAAAGCAAACGUUUUUUUGCUAACCUCGUGCGGGAGUCACUGUUUUAACGAGGAGUGGGUAGGAGUCCGGGACCCCCACAGUGACCAUCCUUCGCUCUAUAAUUUAGUUGUCCCUUUUGAACCUAGGACCAACUAGGUUGGGUAUCCACUAUAGAACUUUUCAAUUCACGGGCUUUAGUCCCAUUCCUCGUGACAACUUGUCCAACAAUUCUCUAUCCAAUGCCUUGGCUAGCGGAUCCGCUAUGUUAUCCUUUGACUUCACGUAGUCAACAGUGAUAACACCCGUUGUGAGGAGUUGUUUAAUGGUGUUAUGUCUACGACGAACGUGUCUAGACUUACCAUUGUAGAGAUUGCUCUGUGCCCUUCCAAUUGCCGCUUGACAAUCGCAAUGUAUGCAUAUUGGAGGGACAGGCUUCUCCCAACUUGGAAUAUCCUCGAGAAAAUGGCGUAGCCAUUCAGCCUCUUCAGUGCACUUAUCCAAGGCUAUUAGCUCAGACUCCAUCGUGGAUCUAGCUAUUAACGUUUGUUUUGAGGAUUUCCAUGACACGGCUGCACCUCCCAAAGUGAAGACAUAUCCACUUGUGGACUUAGAGUCCUUUAUGUCGGAUAUCCAACUAGCGUCGAUAUACCCUUCAAGUACAGCUGGAUAUCUUCCAUAGUGCAGUCCAAGGUUUUGGGUUUUACGUAAAUACCUCAAAACCCGUAUUAUUGCCUUCCAGAGUUCAUCACCGGGGUUGCUAGUAUAUCUACUUAGCUUACUAACCACAAAGGCAAUAUCAGGCCUGGUACAACUCAUUAGAUACAUCAAACUUCCAAUAAUCCUAGCGUAUUCUACUUGAGAAAUACACUCUCCACGAUUUUUGGUAAGAUGAGUGUUUUUAUCUAAAGGCGUCCUUGCCUCUUGAUAAUCAUCCUUAUCAAAUUUAGUAAGGAUUUUAUCAACGUAAUGGGAUUGGCUUAGCGUUAGACCGUCAGGUCCUCUAAUUAUUUUAAUCCCAAGGAUUAAAUCGGCCAGCCCCAUAUCCUUCAUGUCAAAUUUAGAAUUUAACAUGCUUUUGGUAGAAUUAAUCAUUAGAUUAUUGCUACCCACGAUGAGUAUAUCAUCCACGUAUAAACAUAAAAUGACAUAGCCGUCUACCGUGCUCUUCACAUAGACACAUUUGUCACUUUCGUUUAUUUUAAACCCAUUAAUUAACAUUGCAUGAUCGAACUUUUCGUGCCACUGUUUAGGGGCUUGUUUCAAUCCAUACAAUGAUUUAAUUAAUUUACACACUUUCCUUUCUUGGCCUGGAACACGAAAGCCCUCGGGCUGUUCCAUAUAGAUUUCUUCGUCUAUAUCGCCAUUUAGAAAAGCGGUUUUUACGUCCAUUUGAUGAACUUCCAAUUUCCGCAAUGCGGCAAUUGCUAGUAUCAUCCUAAUGGAAUUUAUUCUCGUCACAGGAGAAUAUGUGUCAAAGUAAUCAUGGCCCUCACGUUGCUUGUAUCCUUUGAUUACAAGUCUGGCCUUGUACUUAUCGAUGGAACCGUCCGGUUUCAUUUUCCGUUUAAAAAUCCACUUGGAUCCCAAAGGUUUAUUUCCCGGAGGAAGAUCAACCAAUUCCCAUGUGUGAUUUUUAAGGAUAGAAUCCACCUCACUUUUGAUGGCUUCUUUCCACAUAGGACCUUCAGUAGACGUCACGGCUUCCGUAUAAGUCCGUGGCUCAUUUUCUACCAAACAUGUUAGAAAAUCCGGUUCAUUUUCUACCAUACAUGUUAGAAUAUCCGAUUCAAAUUCUACCAGGUAGGUGAGAAAAUCCGGUCCGAAGGAUUUUUCGACUCUAGCACGUUUGCUACGUCUGGGUUCGGGUUCUUCUCCGGAUCCCUCGCUAGUAUUUUUCAUAGCUACGUCAAAUGUUCAUUUUGACGUGCUAGGCCCUUCGUUGGACUUGCAUGGAAAUACAUCUUCAAAGAAUGAACCAUUCCUUGAUUCAAUUAUUGUGUUUUUAUGUACAUCCGGAUUAUUCGAAUCGUACACUAAAAACCGAUAAGCACUACUAUUUUGUGCAUACCCAAUAAAAAUACAAUCCACCGUUUUUGGACCUAUUUUUAUUUUCUUAGGUGUUGGUACAAGCACCUUAGCAAGACACCCCCACACUCUUAAAUAUUGAUAGGAAGGCCGUCUGCCUUUCCACAACUCGUACGGAGUUUUAUCAUAUUUUUUCCGGGGUUUUAUGCUCACAUGGGUUGAAAUUGUUUCGCCACUUAGAGAAAAACAGUUUGCCGCAUCAAUACUACUUGCAAAGAUGGACAAGGGAAUCUACUUAUCAAGAUAUUUGUGAUCCUAAUGGAGAGAUAAUUCCAAAUGAUAUUGAUCCAACGUUGACUACUCGAUACAGUGAGUUAUCACAUAUUUCACAAAGAAUUGUUUCGAAAGGCUCCAGAAACAUAGAUGUCUUUAAUAUGUGCAAGUCUCUAUUACUCAAGGUCGAAGCAAAUAUUGAUGAAUACCUGGGUACUAACAUAGAUGAAAACAAUCUGAACUCAGUCAUGGUUGAUGAACAAUCAACACCAAACCUCCAGACCAAUUGUCAUUUGCGAGAUCCAAUAAAACGAAGACCAAUAUCAAGAAAAAGAAUUAAAAGUGCACUGGAAAAAAGGUCACGGAAGAGGGCUCAAAGAAAGUGUGAUCCAUUGAACCCCAACCAUGCUAUGGAGCCGGUAAACAAGUGAUAUAUAUGAGAAAGGAAGGAACAAAAUGUGGUACACACAAAUGCAAAUUGUGUUUUUGUUGGGGUUGAACUGGACAAAUUGUAGGUCUGUUGAAUUUUUUUUUUUGCUCGACUGGGUUUAUGUGUAGAAAGGUUUUAGUCCUAUGUCAGAUGUGUUACUUUUUGCUUGUGAAUUAUAGUUUUGAAGGGAAAACGCCUGGCUUUUUUGUAGUGUAAAUUAUUUAUAUAUUAGUAUCAUUUACA
Molecule: messenger RNA, 5307 nt
Organism: Cuscuta europaea
Lineage: Eukaryota; Viridiplantae; Streptophyta; Magnoliopsida; Solanales; Convolvulaceae
Source: the annotation of a GenBank genome assembly